CCAAGGAAGAACACAACGAGAGCGAAACUAAACAUAUUGCGCAGCGGGAGAGAGAGAUAUAUAUGUAUCUAUACACAAACAAGAAUAGAGAGGAACGUUGAUAUGUUCUCAGAAGUAUUGAAAAUUUGAGCUCCCGCUUUCUCGGCCUUCCUCGAUCUGUGCCCUUAAGGUUUUCCUUCACACGCUGUUCGAUUCGCCACUCCCGAGAGUUUUCUCGAUCUGUUCUGUCACUUCCCCAAUUUUCUUGGGUUUUGAAUUGGAGCGACGAUUCAAUAAUCUUGAAAGCGAAUUGCAGCAUGAGCAUCGAUAGCCCCGGAGUAGGGGAGAAUUAGGGUUUUCAAGAUUCCGGCCGAAGCGGAUUUGGGGGAUUUCCAUGGGCGAUGGAGGCGUCGCAUGCAUGCCUUUGCAGCAGCAGCAUCAUAUGGAGAGGUUUCCAAUUCCGGAGAAGACGCUCUAUGGUAACGGAAGCAAGAAUGGGAGCAAUAGCAACAACAAUGGGUUCAAUUCCAAGUCGCUCAAGUUGGCUGACACGGAGCGAAAGAAGAAGAUGAAGGUGAAGAAAGAGCAAUUCGCGAAGAACGGAGAGUCCGAAAAGAGUGAUUUGGGAUUCAAUAGAGGUAAAAAGAGUAGUAGGGAAGUUGAAAAUGGUGAAACUUUUGCUGAGAAGGUACAGAAGGAAGAGGUAGAAGAGGGUGAAUUAGGGACUUUGAAUGGAGAUUUUGUGUCUCGGAGAAGUGAAAUUGAGAAGGGAGAGAUUGUUGAUAAAUGGAGAAGAAGUGAGGUGGAGAAAGGAGAGGUUGCUUAUGGUAAGUGGAGGAAAGAUGAGGUGGAGAAGGGUGAGAUAGUGCCGGAGAAGACUAGGAGAGGAGAAGCAGAGAGAGUGGAUUUUGGGUCGUGGAGAGGCUCAAAAGAUGAGAUUGAAAAGGGAGAGUUCAUUCCAGAUAGAUGGCAUAAAGGGGAAGCACCAAGGGAUGAGUACAAUCAUUAUAAAUCACGCAGGUAUGAGUUGGGUAAUGAUAAGGGGAGUAGAUUUGAGGUUGAGCGUACACCACCUUCUGGGAAGUAUUCGGGGGAUGAUAGUUUCCGUAGGAAAGAGUUCAACAGAAAUGGAAGUCAGCUCUGCAAAAGUACUCCCAGGUGGGAGAGUGGUCAGGAGAGGAAUAUAAGGAUCAGUUCAAAAAUUGUAGACGAGGAAGGUUUGUAUAGGAAUGAAUACAGUAAUGGGAAGAACCAUGGGAGAGAUUACUCUUCUGGUAACCGGUUGAAGCGGUAUGGCACUGAUUCGGAUAGCACAGAGCGGAAGUAUCAUGGAGAUUACGGGGAUUAUGUGGAAAGGAAGUCCUUAAUAACAACAAGAGGACAAUGA
This is a messenger RNA of Juglans regia (Persian walnut), 1366 nucleotides long. Its product is annotated as histone-lysine N-methyltransferase ATXR3-like. The coding region runs from base 374 to 1366 and encodes 330 amino acids. Lineage: Eukaryota; Viridiplantae; Streptophyta; Magnoliopsida; Fagales; Juglandaceae. The record is from RefSeq and is a predicted model, not a curated record. The transcript is spliced from 3 exons.